This is a messenger RNA of Carlito syrichta (Philippine tarsier), 6968 nucleotides long. RefSeq names its product sidekick cell adhesion molecule 2 (gene SDK2). The record is from RefSeq and is a predicted model, not a curated record. Gene Ontology annotation, molecular function: protein binding. NCBI's taxonomy places the organism in Eukaryota, Metazoa, Chordata, Mammalia, Primates, Tarsiidae. Bases 1 to 6774 code for a protein of 2257 amino acids. The transcript is spliced from 48 exons.
AUGGCGGGGAACCAGGUUUCUGGAGGCCCAGGUCACAUGGCCCACCGGUGGCAGAAUCCUCACCCUCCCGCUGGGAGCAGCAUCGGAAUUCCCCGAGCAUCAGGCAGCAGAAAGGGCAUGUGUCCCGGCAUUGACUGCCAUCAAGAGAGCCUUCUGGAAGCCUUCAUGGCAUCUGCCCUCUCUGGGGUGGUGCAGGCGGGCCCUGCUGUGAGCCAGAGCCGUUCUCACAGCUGCUCUGGGGGUGCUCGAGCCACUGGGACCAGCAGUGGGGAGGGCCGACCCACAGCGGGGGCUGGGCAGCUGCUGCCUGAUGUGGCAACGUCUGAUGCUUUCAAAGGCUUCCUUUCUCACGAGCUGCCCUCGCUGCUGCACCGCUGGUAUGACGUGCCCCCGUAUUUCAAGACGGAGCCGGUGCGGACGCAGGUGCACCUGGAAGGGAACCGCCUGGUGCUCACGUGCAUGGCGGAAGGCAGCUGGCCACUGGAGUUCAAGUGGCUGCACAACAACAGAGAGCUGACCAAGUUCUCCCUGGAAUACCGAUACAUGAUCACCAGCCUAGACCGCACCCACGCCGGCUUCUACCGCUGCAUCGUACGUAACCGGAUGGGGGCACUGCUGCAGAGGCAAACGGAGGUCCAGGUGGCCUACAUGGGGAGCUUCGAGGAGGGCGACAAGCGCCAGAGCGUCUCCCACGGUGAAGCCGCCGUCAUCCGCGCCCCACGCAUCUCCAGCUUCCCCCGGCCACAGGUGACCUGGUUCCGGGACGGCCGCAAGAUCCCGCCCAGUAGCCGCAUAGCCAUCACGCUGGAGAACACCCUUGUCAUCCUGUCAACGGUGGCUCCUGACGCGGGCCGCUACUACGUGCAGGCUGUUAAUGACAAGAACGGGGAUAACAAGACCAGCCAGCCCAUCACUCUCGCCGUGGAGAAUGUAGGGGGGCCCGCAGACCCCAUCGCACCCACCAUCAUCAUCCCUCCCAAGAACACCAGUGUGGUGGCCGGGACCUCAGAGGUGACCAUGGAGUGUGUGGCCAACGCCAGGCCCUUGAUCAAGCUGCACAUCAUCUGGAAGAAGGACGGCGUGGUGCUGUCAGGCGGCGUCAGCGACCACAACCGCCGGCUCACCAUCCCCAACCCCAUGGCGGGCGAUGCCGGCUACUACGAGUGCGAGGCCGUUCUGCGCAGCAGCAGCGUCCCUGCCGUGGUCCGGGGCGCCUACCUCUCCGUGCUGGAGCCGCCUCAGUUCGUCAAGGAGCCAGAGAGACACAUCACAGCAGAGAUGGAGAAAGUGGUGGACAUCCCCUGUCGGGCCAAAGGCGUGCCCCCGCCCUCCAUCACCUGGUACAAGGAUGCGGCCCUGGUGGGGGUGGAGAAGCUGGCCCGCUUCCGGCAGCGCGGCGAUGGGGGCCUGCAGAUCAGCGGCCUGGUGCCCGACGACACCGGCAUGUUCCAGUGCUUCGCCCGAAACGCCGCCGGCGAGGUGCAGACCUCCACCUAUCUGGCCGUCACCAGCAUCGCUCCCAACAUCACCAGGGGCCCACUGGACAGCACGGUGAUCGAUGGCAUGUCCGUGGUGCUGGCGUGUGAGACCUCAGGAGCACCGCGGCCGGCUAUCACAUGGCAGAAAGGGGAGCGCAUCCUGGCCAGCGGCUCCGUGCAACUACCACGCUUCACGCCCCUGGAGUCGGGUAGCCUGCUCAUCAGCCCUACGCAUAUCUCCGACGCGGGCACCUACACCUGCCUGGCCACCAACUCGCGGGGCGUCGACGAGGCCUCUGCCGACCUGGUGGUUUGGGCCCGGACCCGCAUCACCAGGCCUCCCCAGGACCAGAGCGUCAUCAAGGGCACCCAGGCCUCCAUGGUGUGUGGCGUGACCCACGACCCCCGCGUGACUGUCAGAUACGCCUGGGAGAAAGACGGGGCCACCCUGGGCAUGGAGAACAACCCCCGUAUCCGCCUGGACAAAAAUGGCUCCCUGCACAUCUCACAGACGUGGUCGGGAGACAUUGGCACCUACACCUGCCGGGUGAUUUCUGCAGGAGGCAAUGACUCUCGAAGUGCUCACUUGCGAGUCAGGCAACUGCCCCACGCUCCCGAGCACCCAGUGGCCACCCUCAGCACCGUGGAAAGGCGGGCCAUCAACCUGACGUGGGCCAAGCCCUUUGAUGGCAACAGUCCCCUGAUCCGCUACGUCCUGGAGAUGUCGGAGAACAAUGCCCCCUGGACCAUCCUCUUAGCCAGUGUGGACCCCGAAGCCACCUCGGUGACGGUCAAGGGCUUGGUUCCCGCCCGCUCCUACCAGUUCCGUCUUUGUGCUGUCAACGAUGUGGGGAAGGGACAGUUCAGCAAGGAUACAGAGAGGAUCUCCCUCCCCGAGGAGCCCCCCACGGCCCCGCCCCAGAAUGUCAUUGCCAGUGGCCGGACCAAUCAGUCCAUCAUGAUCCAGUGGCAGCCGCCUCCAGAGAGCCACCAGAACGGACUCCUCAAGGGCUACGUCAUCAGAUACUGCCUAGCUGGACUGCCUGUUGGGUACCAGUUUAAAAACAUCACAGAUGCUGAUGUCAACAACCUGCUGCUAGAAGAUCUCAUCAUCUGGACCAACUACGAGAUCGAGGUGGCCGCCUACAACAGUGCCGGGUUAGGUGUCUACAGCAGCAAAGUCACCGAGUGGACACUGCAGGGAGUCCCCACGGUCCCUCCGGGCAACGUGCACGCGGAAGCCACCAAUUCUACCACCAUUCGCUUCACCUGGAACGCCCCCAGCCCCCAGUUCAUCAACGGCAUCAACCAGGGCUACAAGCUGAUCGCCUGGGAGCCCGCGCAGGAAGAGGAGGUUACCAUGGUGACCGCCCGGCCUAACUUUCAAGACAGCAUCCACGUGGGCUUCGUGUCCGGCCUGAAGAAGUUCACCGAGUACCUCACCUCCGUGCUGUGCUUCACCACCCCCGGGGACGGGCCUCGAAGCACCCCUCAGCUGGUGCGCACCCAUGAGGAUGUGCCUGGGCCCGUGGGACAUCUAAGCUUCAGUGAGAUCCUGGACACCUCGCUGAAGGUCAGCUGGCAAGAGCCCGGAGAGAAGAACGGCAUCCUCACAGGGUACCGGAUCUCCUGGGAGGAGUAUAACCGAACCAACACCCGCGUGACCCACUACCUGCCCAAUGUGACCCUGGAGUACCGUGUCACGGGCCUCACCGCACUCACCACCUACACCAUCGAGGUGGCCGCCAUGACCUCCAAGGGUCAGGGCCAGGUGUCCGCCUCGACCAUCUCAUCUGGGGUGCCUCCAGAACUCCCAGGGCCCCCCACCAACCUGGGCAUUUCCAAUAUCGGCCCCCGCUCCGUGACCUUGCAGUUCAGGCCGGGCUACGAUGGGAAGACCUCCAUCUCCCGCUGGCUGGUAGAGGCUCAGGUGGGCGUGGUCGGGGAGGGAGAGGAGUGGCUGCCCGUCCACCAGCUGUCCAACGAACCCGAUGCCCGCUCCAUGGAGGUGCCGGACCUCAACCCCUUCACCUACUACAGCUUCCGCAUGCGCCAGGUGAACAUCGUGGGCACCAGCCCACCCAGUCAGCCUUCCAGAAAGAUCCAGACCCUCCAGGCACCCCCAGACAUGGCCCCAGCCAAUGUGUCUCUGCGCACGGCCAGCGAGACCAGCCUGUGGCUACGCUGGAUGCCUCUCCCGGAGAUGGAGUACAACGGAAGCCCAGAGUCGGUUGGCUACCGGAUCAAGUAUAGCCGCUGCGAUGGCCACGGCAAGACACUCAGCCAUGUGGUCCAGGACCGCGUGGAACGGGAAUACACCAUUGAGGAUCUGGAGGAGUGGACAGAGUACCGUGUCCAGGUCCAGGCCUUCAACGCCAUUGGGAGCGGGCCCUGGAGUCCCACGGUGGUGGGCAGGACCCGGGAGUCAGUCCCCUCUGCAGGCCCCACCAACGUGUCCGCCCUGGCCACCACGUCCAGCAGCAUGCUGGUGCGCUGGAGCGAAAUCCCUGAGGCCGACCGCAAUGGGCUUGUGCUGGGCUACAAGGUGAUGUACAAGGAGAAAGACGCGGAUGUCCAGUCCCGGUCCUGGCUGGUGGAAGGCAACUCAUCCCGCAGCGCCCAGCUCACAGGCCUGGGCAAGUACGUGCUCUACGAGGUGCAGGUGCUGGCCUUCACACGCAUCGGCGACGGCAGCCCCAGCCACCCCCCCAUCCUGGAGCGGACGCUGGACGACGUGCCAGGACCACCCAUGGGCAUCCUGUUCCCAGAGGUGCGGACCACAUCCGUGCGGCUGAUCUGGCAGCCCCCAGCUGCCCCCAACGGCAUCAUUCUGGCUUACCAGAUCACACACCGUCUCAACACCACCACAGCCAACACUGCCACGGUGGAGGUGCUGGCCCCCAGUGCCCGCCAAUACACAGCCACCGGCCUCAAGCCAGAGUCUGUCUACCUGUUCCGUAUCACAGCCCAGACCCGCAAAGGCUGGGGAGAGGCUGCCGAGGCCUUGGUGGUGACCACGGAGAAGAGAGACCGCCCGCAGCCGCCCAGCAGGCCGGUGGUGCAGCAGGAGGACGUGAGAGCCCGCAGCGUGCUGCUGUCCUGGGAGCCCGGGAGCGACGGGCUGUCCCCUGUGCGCUACUACACCAUCCAGACGCGCGAGCUGCCCAGCGGCCGGUGGGCCUUGCACUCCGCCUCCGUGAGCCACAACGCCUCCGCCUUCCUGGUGGACAGGCUCAAGCCCUUCACGUCCUACAAAUUUCGAGUGAAGGCGACCAAUGACAUCGGGGACAGCGAGUUCAGCGAGGAGUCGGAAUCACUGACCACCCUGCAGGCUGCUCCCGAUGAAGCUCCCACCAUCCUCUCGGUGACACCCCACACCACCACCUCUGUGCUGAUCCGAUGGCAGCCGCCAGCCGAGGACAAGAUCAACGGCAUCCUCCUGGGUUUCCGGAUCCGGUACCGGGAGCUGCUCUAUGAAGGGCUGCGAGGCUUCACACUUCGAGGCAUCAACAACCCCAGGGCCACGUGGGCGGAGCUUACCUCCAUGUACUCCAUGAGGAACCUGAGCCGGCCCAGCCUCACGCAGUACGAGCUGGACAACCUGAACAAGCACCGGCGGUAUGAGAUCCGCAUGAGCGUGUACAACGCGGUGGGCGAGGGGCCCUCCAGUCCCCCACAGGAGGUCUUUGUCGGGGAGGCAGAAAUACUGUACAGCUGGAGCAAAAACAACAGCCCUCCCUCCUGCAUCCAAGGGCAGAUUUAUUUCUGGGAAGCCCAGCGGCGGAACCUCACCGAGCGGGUGAAGACACUUUUCUUGGCAGAGAACAGCGUGAAGCUCAAGAACCUGACCGGCUACACCGCCUACAUGGUCAGCGUGGCUGCCUUCAACGCCGCCGGGGAUGGACCUCAGAGCACCCCCACCCGCGGGCAGACCCAGCAAGCAGCCCCCAGCGCUCCCAGCUCGGUCAAGUUCAGCGAGCUGACCACAACCUCAGUGAACGUGUCCUGGGAAGCCCCGCAGUUCCCCAAUGGCAUCCUGCAGGGCUACAGGCUGGUGUAUGAGCCCUGCACCCCCGUGGAUGGAGUCAGCAAGAUCGUGACAGUGGACGUGAAGGGGAGCAGCCCCCUGUGGCUGAAGGUGAAGGACCUGGCAGAGGGCAUGACCUACAGGUUCCGCAUCAGAGCCAAGACCUUCACCUACGGGCCGGAAAUCGAGGCCAACGUCACCACAGGCCCUGGAGAAGGUGCCCCGGGACCACCUGGUGUGCCCAUCAUUGUGCGCUACAGCUCUGCCAUCGCCAUCCACUGGUCCAGCGGAGACCCCGGCAAAGGGCCCAUCACCCGCUAUGUCAUAGAGGCCAGGCCUUCAGAUGAGGGUCUAUGGGACAUCCUCAUCAAAGACAUCCCCAAGGAGGUGACCUCCUACACGUUCAGCAUGGACAUCCUGAAGCCGGGCGUGAGCUACGACUUCCGGGUCAUCGCGGUCAACGACUACGGCUUCGGCACCCCCAGCAGCCCCUCCCAAUCCGUGCCAGCCCAGAAAGCCAGCCCCUUCUACGAGGAAUGGUGGUUCCUGGUGGUCGUCGCCCUGGUCGGCCUCAUCCUCAUCCUGCUUCUGGUCUUUGUGCUCAUCAUCCGAGGCCAGAGCAAGAAGUAUGCCAAGAAGACAGACUCGGGGAACAGUGCCAAGUCCGGAGCCCUGGGCCACGGGGAGAUGAUGAGCUUGGAUGAAAGCAGCUUCCCUGCCCUGGAACUCAACAACCGGCGGCUCUCUGUCAAGAACUCCUUCUGCCGAAAGAACGGCCUGUACACCAGGUCUCCUCCCAGGCCCAGCCCAGGCAGCCUUCACUACUCCGACGAGGAUGUCACCAAGUACAACGACCUCAUCCCGGCAGAGAGCAGUAGUCUGACCGAGAAGCCCUCAGAAAUCUCCGACUCUCAGGGAAGCGACAGUGAAUACGAGGUCGACUCCAGCCACCAAAAGGCCCACUCCUUUGUCAACCACUACAUCAGCGACCCCACGUAUUACAACUCGUGGCGGCGGCAGCAGAAGGGAAUCUCGCGGGCGCAGGCGUACAGCUACACAGAGAGCGACUCGGGCGAGCCGGACCACGCCACCAUGGCCAACAGCACCAGCACCCAGCAGGGCAGCCUCUUUCGGCCCAAGGCCAGCCGGACUCCAACGCCCCAAAACCCCCCGAACCCCCCGAGUCAGCAGAGCACCCUCUACCGUCCCCCCAGCAGUCUCGCCCCUGGAUCCCGGGCUCCUAUAGCAGGAUUCUCAUCGUUCGUUUGACGUCAGAAGAGGAAAAGGAAAGGAAGAAACAUGGCACCAAGCUCCUCCCUCACCCCUCCUCUCACUGCCCUCCAGAAAACAAAAACGCCAAGAAACCAAGUCAACUUUUCACCUCCCUAGUUUGUUUUUCCAGAUUCCAGGGCCGGCGAAGCCGGUGUCGAGAAGGAGGGAGAAAACCACGAGAGGAUGUGUGG